This is a messenger RNA of Pygocentrus nattereri (red-bellied piranha), 1859 nucleotides long. RefSeq names its product bone morphogenetic protein 10-like. NCBI's taxonomy places the organism in Eukaryota, Metazoa, Chordata, Actinopteri, Characiformes, Serrasalmidae. Gene Ontology annotation, molecular function: cytokine activity; growth factor activity. Gene Ontology annotation, biological process: SMAD protein signal transduction; BMP signaling pathway. Gene Ontology annotation, cellular component: extracellular region. The transcript is spliced from 2 exons. Bases 224 to 1588 code for a protein of 454 amino acids. The record is from RefSeq and is a predicted model, not a curated record.
CUGUGCUGGAUCACAAGAUCAACAAGGACAAGGCUGUUUGUUCCUCUCCACCCUCCACCUCCCCCAACCCCAACCUCAACCAGAUCAAUCUGCCUGCCCCAAAGGGCGAGAAAUUGUGGGACGUAUUCACAAGACCACCACAGGUUUCUGGAGCCUGGUAUUGUUUGUCCUAUCUCCAUAUUCUUCCUUCAUACCUUCUGGCAGAGAAGGUUUUAUCUAGCCAAUGGCUGUCACAGAGUUGGCCACACUUGGGUAUGUUCAGACCAUAAUCCUCUGUAUCUCACUGCUGCUUCGUUGGGGUCAGGCGAGUCCAAUUCCGUCCCUUGAGGAGCCCCGGUCAUUUUCAGGAGCUGUUGGGGCAGCGGAUCCAUCUCUGCUGGACCAAGAUGAAAAUGUGGAUGUUCAGGCAUUGCUGGGCCAGUUCCUCUACAUGUUAAACUUGACCGAGCAAGGGCCAGCACCAAGGCCUCAGGCUGCUCACGUCGAGCCACCAGAGUACAUGCUGGAACUGUACAACCACUAUGCUAAUGACCGCAGCACCAUGCCUGCAGCCAAUAUUGCACGCAGUUUCAAGAACGAAGACUCCUCCCCCCACAGUGUGACAAGCCAAGGUGUGAGGACAUACCCGCUUAUGUUCAACAUUUCUGUCCCAAGUCACGAACGCAUUAUUGCAGCUGAGCUCCGCCUCUACUUGCUGGUCCAUCGAGAUCCUCGUCUCUAUGGUGAUGUUGACUGGAAGGUCACCGUCUUUGAGGUGCAAAAGGAUGAAGAUGGGGACAGUGGCAAAAAGGAGACCAACAUCAUCGGAAUGGAUGAGCUUGUGGCGAGGCAUGGCCACCGCAAAGACAGCGGAUGGGAGGUGUUUGUUCUGACAGAUGCUGUUCAGCGCUGGAGAAAGUUUAAGAGCACGAGCCACUGGCUAGAGCUCCAUGUUGAAAGCAUGAAUAAUGCAGCCAUUGAGAGCCAGUUGCAGAAUAAAGAUGAGAGAGAAGGCACUUUAAUUGACCUGGACAUUGACAGGAGACCAGAAGGAAAGCAUGAACCAGUGCUAAUUGUCUUCUCAGAUAAAGAGAAUGAAAACCAUCAGGAUCAGCCAAGGCAGAUAGGGGAGAGGAUCACAGAGGGGCAUAAUAACCCGCCAAAUCUUAAUGGACUGUGGGUAGAUGAAAAAGAGGAGAAUGGGAAACAACAGGACGAGACCCUUCUAAUGCAAAUGCGGUCCAAAGUGAUCUACGAUAAUGCCCCCAGAACCCGUCGCAAUGCCAAGGGGAGCCACUGCAAGCGAACUUCGCUCUAUGUGGAAUUUAAGGACAUAGGCUGGGACUCGUGGAUUCUGGCCCCACCUGGCUUUGAGGCUUACACGUGCCAAGGGGUGUGCACUUAUCCGAUGCCUCCACAAGUGACGCCCACCAAGCAUGCUAUAAUCCAAACACUGGUCAAUUUAAAAAGCCCUCAGAAGGUCUCGCAAGCUUGCUGUGUGCCCACCAAGCUGGAACCGAUCUCACUUCUGUAUAUAAAUGAAAACGGCCAUGUUAUUUUCCAGCACAAAUACGAAGGUAUGGUUGUGGCAGAGUGCGGUUGCAGAUAGUUUCACAGCCAAAGACACAUGAACUCUCUCCUGAAUCAAAGCUGAGAUCAAGUGAUAAGAUAUGAUCAAGUGAAUGAUGCGUAUCAAAAGAACAUCACGGCAUAAUAAACAAUGAUGUUGCCUUUGUGUGAUAAUUAACAAGUUAUCUAGCAACUCUAAUUAAAAGUGUAAUAAAAAAAAGACAUGCAGUAGCUCAGUAGCAUGCUGCUAUAUGAAAUAUCCAAACACUAUCAUGGAAUUAAAGGAAUGCAAUGGAUCUGCUAUUUGUAAA